AUGGUAAUAUUGAUAACGUUAGAACCGUAAAAGAAAGGCAUCCAAAAAUUCGGCAUUGGAAAUGGCGGGAAAGAGUGAGCAGUGAAGGAGGGAAAAUCUUUGAUCUUCCCUUUUUCAUUCUCCGCCGUCUUCCGAUCUCAUCCGUCGGAGUACCAAAUCUCGCACUUCAUCACAAAUGGCUGAAAUCGAAACCCUAGGAAUUCUCCAAGACGUUGAAUCCCUCGUCGCCGAUAAGCUUCAAGUGGUUUCAUACAAGUGGCUAAGUCGAAGUUAUUUGAUAUCUUCAGAUACUGCAAAGAGGUUGCUUCAAGAAUUUGUUGAAAAACAUGAAAGUGGAUUACAAGUGGUCUAUGCCUUGUCCGGAUGGUUGAAGAAUGAUCCUCCAAGUUACCAUAUCAAGCUUGUUUCUGGCUCAAAACUUCCUGAAGCAAAGCAAGAUUUUGAUGGUACCUGCUCUAUUCAAGUUUAUAGUGUUCAAGCUUCCAUUCCAAAGGAUCCAGCUGCACUCUGGAAUGCUGAAUUUGUUCAGGCAGAAGAGCUCUUCAAGCAGCCCUUCAAUGUUGACAAUUGUUUGCGAGAUAACAGGUUCUGUGGGAUUUCCAAUUCCUACGUCAAACGCAGUGUUGAUGAGAUACCUGCAAGCGUUACAGCUCCUCAACCAAGAAGUGGAGUGGAUGCAGAAUCAACCAAAAAGAAGACAACUUGUCAUAAUACUACCGUUCCACAACCUCAAAAAAGUGAAAUGCAAAAAGUUAGUCCUGAUGUUGGUCUACAAGGUCCCACUGUUGUCAAAGAAGUCAAAAGUGAAGGAAACCAUACAGAUCAUCAGGCCUCCAAGCCUACGGCGGUCAAAGAAAAAGUUGCUUCCUUACCUGCUAAUAAGAAGAAAGGUCAAGGUGAUAAAACCUCUUCCAGUACUGGAGGCUCGCUAGCAAAUUUAUGGGGACGUGUCCCUACCAAGUCUAAGCUCAGUGAAGACCAUGCAGAUGCAAAUCGUGCCACUGCAGCAAACCCUACUGUAUCUAGUGCAGAGGCACAGAUUUGUGCACAUGAAGCACUCCAGAUUGACAACAGUGACGAUGAUGAUCAAGAUGUAAAUAUCAAGAGAAGUUCCAAUGAAAGCGGAAGAAAAAGGAGGGUUGUUUUUGAUUUCUCAGAUGAUGAAGAUUUUGAAGAUGCAGUCAGUUUGGCAUCACCUGAAAAUCCAGAGGAUAAAUCAUGUCUAGAUCUGAAGCAAAACACAGAACUGAAUAAAGAGAAAGUUCAUUUGAACAAUGAUGAACUGAAUGGUAAACUGAAAAUCAAGGAGGAAAAGACGAGUGAAUUCAAGAAAUCCUCAGUAGAAGAAAAACAACACAAUUCCUCUGCUGAGAAAAAUGAACCUUGUGCCCAUGAAAAUGACUCUAAUAAGAGAGAGAAACCGAUGGAUGCUGCUCCUGCUUCACCUAAGAGGAGAAAAGUAUUGAGGACAAGAAUUGAUGAGCGAGGGAGAGAAGUAAAUGAGGUAGUUUGGGAGGGUGAAGAGCAGAAACAGGAGAAUGAUGAUGUCUCUUCAACAAAGAUAUCUGAUCAUAAAGCAGCAGAGACUACUACGAACAGGCCUCCGGCGGCUAAGAAGUCACCAGCCUUGGGCAAUAGUGGUGCAAAUCCAGCGGUGAAAGCAGGAGCAAAAAAAGGUGGAAAUGCGGCUGGUCCCAAACAGGGAAAUAUUCUUUCUUUUUUCAAGAGGGUUUGAAGAAGUACCGAUGGAGCAACUUUGUACAUGAAAAGCAUUGUAAUCUUUAUGAUCUACUUUUGACUUUUGACUAAAAAGAUCUUUUGAUAUGUGGCUGGAACGGUUGGAAUGGAAAGAACAGGUUGUUGAUAAAUGCAAAGCUAGGAGUUGAUGUUGGUUUCUCAUGAAUCUUUGAAGUAACUAUCAGACACCAUUGCAGCUUAAUUAUGAAAAAA
Molecule: messenger RNA, 1950 nt
Organism: Benincasa hispida (wax gourd)
Lineage: Eukaryota; Viridiplantae; Streptophyta; Magnoliopsida; Cucurbitales; Cucurbitaceae
Source: RefSeq, a predicted model, not a curated record